This is a messenger RNA of Nymphaea colorata (pocket water lily), 1671 nucleotides long. Its product is annotated as pre-mRNA-splicing factor 38. Bases 303 to 1490 code for a protein of 395 amino acids. Gene Ontology annotation, cellular component: precatalytic spliceosome. The record is from RefSeq and is a predicted model, not a curated record. Lineage: Eukaryota; Viridiplantae; Streptophyta; Magnoliopsida; Nymphaeales; Nymphaeaceae. The transcript is spliced from 6 exons.
UCGGAUGCGCUCUACCUCAAAGCGCGUUCAAAUUCUGGAAAACCCUAGUUUCAAUGAAAUGGGAACGAAGACGGGAUGGGGGGAUGACCUCCAACUUUCUUCUCUUUUCUUUCUCUGUUCUGCUUUCAUAGGGUUCCUUCUGCCUCUUCAUUUCAGCCAUCGGCAGUAGGAGCAAUUUCCUUCUGUUUUGUUCUCGACAGUGGUUGUUUUUUGGUCAUAAAGUAGAAAGCUCUACAGUCGUCAAGAGUUUCAAUCGAGGUUCUUUUACCAAAACUGAUCCGUCGGAGAAGUGAGGGAGUUGAAUGGCUAACAGAACCGAUCCGUCGGCGAAAAGCAUCCAUGGAACGAACCCGCAGAAUCUGGUCGAGAAGAUUUUGAGAUCCAAAAUUUACCAGAACACCUACUGGAAGGAGCAAUGCUUCGGUCUCACAGCUGAAACCCUUGUUGACAAGGCCAUGGAGUUGGACCAUUUCGGUGGAACUUAUGGUGGCAACAGGAAAGCGACUCCCUUUAUGUGUUUGGUGAUGAAGAUGCUUCAGAUUCAGCCGGAGAAGGAAAUCGUUGUUGAAUUCAUUAAGAACGAAGAUUACAAAUACGUUCGAAUUUUAGGAGCAUUUUAUUUGCGCUUGGUGGGAAAGGCAACAGAUGUUUACCAAUAUCUGGAGCCGUUGUACAAUGAUUAUCGGAAAUUGAGACGCAAAUUAUCAGAUGGAAGCUUUGCUUUGAGUCACGUUGAUGAGUUCAUCGACGAACUUCUCACAAAAGAUUACUCCUGCGAUAUUGCUCUUCCACGUGUUCCUAAAAGAUGGACUCUGGAAUCAGGGGGACAGUUGGAACCAAGAAGAAGUGCUCUGGAAGAUGAUUUUGAGGAGGAAGAAGAAGAAAAGGAAGAGGAGGACCAUGCCUUAGAAAAUGGGGUGAAUGAGAAGGACUACUACCGGGAAAGGAGUCCUUUGAGAGAGAGGGACAGGGACAGAAAACAUGAUCGACAUAGAGAUCGCUAUGAUCGUGAUCGUGACCGCGACCGUGACCGUGACCAUGGGAGAGGAAGGGAGAGGGACAGGGAGAAGGAAAGGGACAGAGACAGGGAAAGAGACAGAGACAGAGACAGAGAUAGGGACAGGUAUCACAGGGAUCGCACUAGGGAUGAAAAGGAUCAUAUACGAGAUAGAGACGGGAGAGAUUAUAGAAGGGACCGGGACCGGGAUAAAGAGAGGCGUCGAAGCCGUUCAAGAAGCUGGAGCAGGGACCGAAAAGAUCGUGAAAGAGAUGACCACAGGAAGAGGCAUCGCAGUCCCAGCCCUCCAGGUCGCAGGAAGGUGGAUGGUCAUGAUGAUAAUGAUGGCCGAGAAGAGCGGAAGAAGAAAGAAAAGAAAGAAAAGAAAGAAAAGAAAGAAGAUGUAGGUGAUGGCACUGACCACCCUGAUCCCGAGAUUGCUGAGGCAAAUCGGCUUAGAGCAUCUCUGGGUCUGAAGCCCUUGAGAAUGUGAUGAAGUUUGUAAGGAAGCGGAUAAUGUAAAGGUGAUGAGUGGGAAAAAGAGGUAGCGGAGCUGUCAAUACUGAACCUGACAUUUAUUGAUAACUUCGCUUUCUUGCUGUUGUAGUUUCAAAAGCUUGAUCGUUUGCCAACGAGGUACGGAAUAGAAUACUACUAUAUGGCUUGCUUCUGAA